This is a messenger RNA of Malania oleifera, 1241 nucleotides long. Its product is annotated as TATA-box-binding protein-like. NCBI's taxonomy places the organism in Eukaryota, Viridiplantae, Streptophyta, Magnoliopsida, Santalales, Ximeniaceae. The transcript has 10 exons. Gene Ontology annotation, biological process: DNA-templated transcription initiation. The record is from RefSeq and is a predicted model, not a curated record. Gene Ontology annotation, molecular function: RNA polymerase II general transcription initiation factor activity; DNA binding. Bases 336 to 938 code for a protein of 200 amino acids.
AAGAUAGAAAAGCAAGGCCCUCGUUAUGAAGAGACCUGCUCUCCCAGAACUCUCAUACUUCUCUCUCCCCAAGAAACACCCAACGCUCAAUCCAUCUCUCCUCUCUUCCCAAUUCUCAUAUGUAUAAAAGCCUCUGCUUUCAAAUCCCAAUCCUCUCGCUCCAUACUCCCCAUAUAUAAAACCUCUCUUUCAAAAUCUCAGCUCUCUGAAACCCGCUCGCAGUUCAGUUUUGCAGAUCUUCCACCUUCUAGAUCGCUCUUCAACGACUCCCGAAUCCUAUAUUUCUCCCACAUGAAGAAAGAACCCUUUGAAGAUUCGAGGAAAGAGAACGUAGUAUGGCGGAUCAAGUCUUGGAAGGCAGCCAACCGGUAGAUAUUUCCAAGCACCCAUCUGGCAUUGUCCCUACUCUUCAGAACAUUGUGUCAACAGUCAACUUGGACUGCAAGUUGGAUCUUAAGACCAUCGCGCUGCAAGCCCGAAAUGCAGAAUACAAUCCAAAGCGUUUUGCAGCUGUAAUUAUGAGGAUAAGGGAACCGAAAACUACAGCUUUAAUCUUUGCUUCUGGAAAGAUGGUUUGCACUGGCGCCAAGAGUGAACAACAGUCAAAAUUGGCUGCACGUAAGUAUGCUCGAAUUAUUCAAAAGCUUGGAUUUCCAGCCAAGUUUAAGGAUUUCAAGAUUCAGAACAUAGUUGGCUCCUGUGAUGUAAAAUUUCCAAUUAGGCUUGAAGGUCUUGCAUAUUCUCAUGGCGCCUUUUCAAGUUAUGAACCAGAACUCUUUCCAGGGUUGAUUUAUCGAAUGAAACAACCAAAGAUUGUGCUGCUAAUCUUUGUGUCAGGAAAAAUUGUUCUUACUGGAGCUAAGGUUCGAGAUGAGACCUAUACAGCAUUUGAGAACAUAUACCCGGUUCUUACUGAGUUCAGGAAAAACCAGCAAUGAUUUUUAUGGAAAGGGCACCAGACAUGAGGCAUGAAGGCAAUCUUUGGAAUAGUGUGUGUUGUGACUGUUUAAAUCUGUGGAUUUAUCUGUGAAUAGGUAAAAGGCAUUGUGGAUCCUUUCUUUUAAGAUAAAUUAAAAUGAAGACUUGGGUUCCAUUUCGUGUCAUUUUCUCUUCCCUUUCCCCCUCAAGAGGAUAGUGUUGUUGAUGAGAAUAAAAUAAAGAAGCUAGAAGAGAACUUUCCACUGUUGGUUAUCAUCCUGUGGCACUUUUUCGAAUUGACUAAGGCUGAACUGGUUUAUUCU